AUGACCAGGAAAAGAAGGAACAAUGGUUCCAAAAAGGGCCACGGCUUCAUGCAGCCUAUUCGCUGCACCCACUGUGCCCGCUGUGUGCCCAAGGACAAGGCCAUUAAGAAGUUCAUCGUUCGGAAUAUGGUAGAGGCCGCAGCCAUCAGGGACAUUUCUGAAGCAAGUGUUUCUGACGCCUACUUGCUUCCCAAGCUGUAUGUGAAACUACAUUACCGUGUGAGUUGUGCCAUUCACAGCAAGGUAGUCAGUAAUCACUCUCCAGAAGCCUGGAAAAACAGAACACCUCCACCCCAAUUUAGACCUGCGGGUGCUGCUCCACGUCCUCCACCAAAGCCCAUGUAA
Dama dama (fallow deer) is the source of this 345-nucleotide messenger RNA. RefSeq names its product small ribosomal subunit protein eS26-like. The transcript has a single exon. The coding region runs from base 1 to 345 and encodes 114 amino acids. The record is from RefSeq and is a predicted model, not a curated record. Gene Ontology annotation, biological process: translation. Gene Ontology annotation, molecular function: mRNA binding; structural constituent of ribosome. Lineage: Eukaryota; Metazoa; Chordata; Mammalia; Artiodactyla; Cervidae. Gene Ontology annotation, cellular component: cytosolic small ribosomal subunit; ribosome.